Coniophora puteana RWD-64-598 SS2 is the source of this 687-nucleotide messenger RNA. RefSeq names its product peptidyl-prolyl cis-trans isomerase. Lineage: Eukaryota; Fungi; Basidiomycota; Agaricomycetes; Boletales; Coniophoraceae. The transcript has 6 exons. The record is from RefSeq and is a predicted model, not a curated record. Gene Ontology annotation, molecular function: peptidyl-prolyl cis-trans isomerase activity. Bases 35 to 370 code for a protein of 111 amino acids.
CCUCCGUUUCAUUCCUUGCUAGUUAACUCAAGACAUGGGCGUUGAAAUCGAGCGUAUUACUCCGGGUGAUGGCCAGACCUAUCCCAAGACAGGGGAUACCGUCACCAUUCACUACGUCGGUACCCUCUUGGAUGGCACCAAGUUUGACUCUAGCAGAGAUCGGAACAAACCGUUCGAGACGGAGAUCGGUGUGGGUAGGGUGAUAAAGGGGUGGGACGAGGGUGUCCCGCAACUGUCUCUUGGUGAGAAGGCUGUCCUCACGGCUAGCCCCGACUUUGCAUAUGGCCCUCGUGGCUUCCCUCCGGUGAUUCCUCCUAACUCUACUCUCAAGUUCGAGGUCGAGCUCCUCAGGAUCAACCCUCGGCAUUAAUUCUUCUUGGGACUGGCUUUACUUCGGUUUCGGUACUUUCUUGUGAUGACCUGUAUGAUUACUUCAUUCAGCCUUCAAUGAGCAUACACUUGCACGAUUUGGCAUUGCAUUACGAUUUUCUAGUGGCGCGAUUCUUCAUGGAGUGCUGCGUUGUCUCGUUUAGUUUCGUUGAGAGCUUCUUGGUGCUGCUCGUGGUCCGCGGCAUGGAGCUCUGUUUUUGUCGGAUAUCGCGCACGUAUCAAUCAACACUGUGACUGGUUGUAAAUCUCGUGUAAAAUGUACCUUCAAUCCAAGACGCGAUGGUAUCGCUUGCUUCC